Messenger RNA from Sabethes cyaneus, 745 nucleotides. RefSeq names its product lysozyme-like. The coding region runs from base 70 to 552 and encodes 160 amino acids. The record is from RefSeq and is a predicted model, not a curated record. NCBI's taxonomy places the organism in Eukaryota, Metazoa, Arthropoda, Insecta, Diptera, Culicidae. Gene Ontology annotation, molecular function: lysozyme activity. The transcript is spliced from 4 exons.
GUAUUAAUCAUCAAUAGCUACAAUAAUAACAAAAAUAUAUACUUAAGCAGUGAAGUGUGAAGUAUUAAAAUGCACGGUAAAUCGAUCGUUGGUUUGGCCGGCAUUUCGUUGCUGCUUUUUGUUGCGGUAUCUGCAGAUGUGUCACAUCUUGCCGUUGAGGAAACUCCUGUGACCGAGGUUUGCCUGCGAUGUAUUUGCGAUGCGUCUAGCGGUUGCGAUCCGUCUGUUCGUUGCAGCGGUGAUGCCUGCGGAAUGUUUAGAAUUACCUGGGCAUACUGGGCCGAUGCUGGCAAACCGGUUCUACAGGGAGAUGUACCGGACUCGCAAGGAGCAUACGCGAACUGCGCAAACGACCCUUUCUGCGCCGCCAGAACUGUACAAGGGUACAUGAGGAAGUUUGGUCAGGAUUGCAACGGGGAUGGAAUCAUCGAUUGUUUGGAUCACGCCGCUAUCCACAAGCUGGGCGGCUAUGGCUGCAAGAGUGCAGUUCCGGUUGCCUAUCAAAGCAAGAUCGACCAAUGCAUUCACUAUGCGGCUGGUACACAGGUCUAGAAACCGUUAGGUACCGGCAGUGAUCAUUUGCUAGAGUUAGAUCAUCAACCGGCGAACGAUGUGGUACUUCAUAUAGAGAGUAAAAGCAUAAGACAGAAUGCAAUGUCAAUGUCAAUCAAUUUAUUAUCUCAAAUCUCCUCCAUGCAGAGCGAAACGUUGUAUGAAUGCGUCAUUUAUUUAUUAUCAUAUUGAA